CGGCAGCGGCGGGCGGCUGUGGCUGACUGGAGCUCGUGGAGGAGGCGCGGCUUCCACUGCCCCUCCACUUUAACAGCUGUAUGGACGACCACCUCAGCCUCCUCCACUCGCCUCCACCUUUCUCGAGCAAGAUCCGGGGCAACAACCUCGUGAACCACGGCUACACAGAAAGCGACAUUAUGACAAUUGUUGCAUGCGACAACAUGCUUGAGGAGUCGGCGGCACUGCCCGGGCACCACUCUCUGGAGCGCUACGAGCUCGAACAUGAGUGUUGCGAGAGAGUUGUCAUCAACAUCUCGGGCUUAAGGUUCGAGACGCAGCUUAAAACCCUGGCCCAGUUCCCCGAGACUUUACUUGGAGACCCCAAAAAGCGAAUGCGCUACUUUGACCCACUCAGAAACGAAUAUUUCUUUGACAGGAAUCGCCCGAGCUUCGAUGCUAUUUUGUAUUACUACCAGUCAGGGGGUCGUAUUCGGAGACCAGUGAAUGUCCCUAUUGACAUUUUCUCCGAGGAGAUUCGCUUCUAUGAGCUCGGGGAGGAAGCCAUGGAGAAAUUUAGAGAGGACGAGGGCUUCAUAAAAGAGGAAGAGCGCCCUUUGCCCACCAACGAGUUUCAGCGACAGGUGUGGUUGCUGUUUGAGUACCCGGAGAGCUCGGGUCCUGCUAGGGGCAUCGCGAUCGUCUCCGUGCUGGUCAUUUUGAUAUCAAUCGUUAUCUUUUGCCUGGAAACGUUACCCGAGUUUCGGGACGACAUUGACUCGACGACGGUCGCGCCGGUUGUAAACGGAACUAUCUCGUAUCUCACGAGCCCCUUCUCCGACCCGUUCUUUGUGGUCGAGACCCUGUGCAUCAUCUGGUUCUCGUUUGAGCUGCUUGUCCGGUUCUUCGCGUGCCCCAGCAAAGCCACGUUCUCGAAGAACAUCAUGAACAUUAUUGACAUCGUUGCCAUUAUACCCUACUUCAUCACUUUGGGAACCGAGCUCGCAGAGAGGCAAGGCAACGGCCAACAGGCAAUGUCCUUGGCCAUUCUCCGGGUCAUCAGACUGGUCCGCGUGUUCAGGAUUUUCAAACUCUCGCGGCACUCCAAAGGGCUCCAAAUUUUGGGGCAAACGCUCAAAGCCAGUAUGCGCGAGCUGGGCUUGUUGAUUUUUUUUCUGUUCAUCGGGGUUAUUCUCUUCUCCAGCGCUGUCUACUUCGCUGAGGCUGACGAUCCGGACUCAGGCUUUAACAGCAUCCCUGAUGCGUUCUGGUGGGCGGUGGUUACCAUGACGACUGUGGGAUACGGCGACAUGCACCCGGUCACCAUAGGGGGCAAAAUCGUCGGCUCUCUGUGCGCGAUCGCGGGUGUGUUAACUAUCGCUCUGCCCGUGCCUGUCAUCGUGUCAAACUUCAACUACUUUUACCACCGAGAGACUGAGGGAGAGGAGCAGGCGCAGUACCUGCACAUCGGCAGCCUCCAGCCUCUGUCCUCCUCCGAGGAGCUAAAGAAGACGCGCAGCACGUCGUCAGUCAGCAAGUCAGAGUAUAUGGUGAUUGAGGAAGGCAUCAACAGCGCCUUCAAGCAGCCAAACUUCCCCGAUCAGAACAACCAAAACUGCGUAAACAUUAAAAAGAUGUUCACAGACGUGUAGACUUAUGCUAGACCGCUUCAUGACUGUGCAAGUCUGCGUGAUGGCAACGCUGUAGGUUCAUGUCAUGAUGGUGCGAGCGUUACCAUCCAUUUCCACGACGCAGAGGAAUGGGGGUACAUAUUUAACGUGUCAGGUCCAUACACUGUCACCUAUUUGAUUGAACGUUUUACUGUAAGGAUAAAGCCCCUGUUUUCUUUUUGUUUGCAAAUAUAGGCUGUCACAUCAGUAUGGCAAGUCGCUUUAACAUUUGAAGAGUUCAGAAAUCAAAGCCUCUAAUCCCUUCUGAAAUUUUCUUCUGAAUCGAACAUUUUCCUAAGCAUGCUAUGUUUAUUCAGUUAUUUCACCACAAAGGCAAUGAAAAGAACCUGUUAAUCACUAUAAAAGUGAAAUUGGCUGAAUCAACACAGAAGCCUUGGGAAGAAUAAAAAUGCUAAUUUUAGAACAAAAUGUCAGAUGGUAUUUAGAGACUCUUGUAUCUAAUUUAUUAAUGUGUUCCUUAAAACUAGUUGCCUGCUUUUAAUGUAGCACAUAGUAUUUCAUUAUAAGUUUUUUCUUUUUUUUUAAA
Messenger RNA from Danio aesculapii, 2196 nucleotides. Its product is annotated as potassium voltage-gated channel subfamily A member 3. Gene Ontology annotation, biological process: potassium ion transmembrane transport; protein homooligomerization. The transcript has a single exon. Gene Ontology annotation, molecular function: delayed rectifier potassium channel activity; protein binding. NCBI's taxonomy places the organism in Eukaryota, Metazoa, Chordata, Actinopteri, Cypriniformes, Danionidae. The record is from RefSeq and is a predicted model, not a curated record. Gene Ontology annotation, cellular component: voltage-gated potassium channel complex; membrane. The coding region runs from base 81 to 1631 and encodes 516 amino acids.